Molecule: messenger RNA, 1363 nt
Organism: Aphidius gifuensis
Lineage: Eukaryota; Metazoa; Arthropoda; Insecta; Hymenoptera; Braconidae
Product: odorant receptor 47b-like
Exons: 6
Coding region: 14-1315 (433 amino acids)
Biological process (GO): sensory perception of smell; detection of chemical stimulus involved in sensory perception of smell
Cellular component (GO): plasma membrane
Molecular function (GO): olfactory receptor activity; odorant binding
Source: RefSeq, a predicted model, not a curated record
UAUUUAUUGAAAAAUGGUGAAACAAUUUCUACAUCGGAAAAUACUGAACAUGCAAAUCGACGGUCUGCGACUAUGUGGAUUCUGGAGCCUCAAUCCUACGCUACCGGCUUAUGUCAAAAUUCUUUAUUACGUCUACAACAAAGUCGUUUUGAGCUUUGUGUUAAUUUUUAUCGGAACACUGACUGCAGAUUUGAUUAUUAAUUUUAAUGAUCUCUUAAUCGUUACCGAUGAUGGCUGUUAUCUUGCUGGAAUGAUGGUCAUAUUAUUCAAAAUAUAUAUAUUCAAUGAUAAACAAGAAAAAAUAAAUCAACUUGUCGAAAAAGUCUAUCAACCAAUAGAUAUAAUUGCUAAAUCGUCUGAUUCAGGAGUACGUAGCCGUUUGAGGAUUUCAAAUUUUUUAGAACAAUUAUUAUUUUAUUUUUUUAUUGGAUUAGCAAUAUUCCUUGCUUUUGCAUUACUUGUUUUGGUGCCAAGACAAGAUGGAGAGCUUCCAAUAAGAUCUGCAUUUCCAUUUAAUACAAAAAUAUCACCAAAACAUGAAAUUGGAUAUUUUUUACAAUCAGCAGCAAUUUGUUAUGGACUAUUUCUAAUUGUUUGCAUGGAUUCUAUGGUUACGGAAAUGGGCCGAUGGAUUAAUUUUCGAAUGAAAAUUUUAACUUCUAAUUUUCGAAUGUGUGACAGUAAACAACACGACAGGGGGGCAUUUUAUUCGACCGAUGCUACUUUCGAGUUUCUUAAAAAUACAAGUAUUUAUCAAAUCACCGAUGAACAUCAAAAGAUACGAUCAUUUAUACCGAUAAAGCUUGAUGAAGUAAAUAAUUUUGAAGAUUCUUAUCAAUUAAGAUUUAAAACUUGUCUGCAAAAUCAUCAAGACAUAAUCCAUGCUGUUGAUGAUUUAAACGCAAUUUUCGGUUCCAGUAUGCUCAUGCAGUUAUUCGCAAGUUUUUCCAUGAUUUGCCUUACUGGUUUUCAAGCUGUUUUAGGAUCAACCUCUAAAACGAGCCUUAUGAAAUUUGCUGUUUAUCUCGGUGCAGCAUUUUCUCAACUAGCAAACUGGUGUUGGAUUGGAAAUGAAAUAAGCUACGAGAGCACAAUUUUGUUUGAGAGUCAGUGGCUCUCAGGAUGGGAAAAGCAAAUAAGUGAUCCAUCCAUAAGAACACUAAUGACUAUUCCUUUGAUACGAACAAAAAAACCUCUUCAACUUAAGGCUGGAAAAUUUUAUACAAUGUCAAUGACGACUUUUACUGGGAUUUUACGAAAUUCUUAUCAAUUUUUUGCACUUUUAACAACUGCAACUGAUGCGCAACGUCAGUGAUUUCAAUAUUUUCCUCAUCGAAAAGAAACAACUUUUUUUUUUCUUUCG